CGUUACUAGAAGCAGGUUGUUUGCUUUCGUUUGACGAAAAGUCGGUUCGGUAAAAAUGUCGAAUUCUGGGAAACUACGGAUACGAUUAUCAUGCCUGUAAGGAAACAGCGUGGGAUUUCAGUGUGUUUAUAUAACACUAGGAUUGCAUUCAUUCUUCGCCCAGGGAAAGGAUUAUUUCCAUGUGAAGCAUGGAGAAUUGAAGUUCAUAAAAUGAAGACGAGAAACACUGGCAAAAGCUCGCCAUCGAAGUCUGCAAAAGAUUCCGGAGGUUCAAAUGCUGAAAAAUUACUGAAGCAACCGCAACAAAAUUCGUGUUCUAAUAUGGAUUUAAAAACUAAUGCCAAGUUAUUUAUUGUAAAGUGCAUCAUAUGCAUCUUCGACAUCAUUACAUUCCCAGUAUAUUUUCUAGUCCAGCAGCCGUGGAGGAGGUGGAAAGCUGCAAGAAAAAUUUGGGCAAAACAUAUCAGAGAAAAUGACCCAUACAGCCCAUGCGUUCGUCUAGUCCGUAGUGGUAACAAUCCAUUGGAUGGGAUAACCACUAUGGAUGAACUAUUUAGGAUGUCAGUUAUGCGACAUGGUACGAAGAAGUGUGUUGGUGUUCGAGAGGUUCUUGCAGAAGCUGAUGAAUAUUACAAGAAUGGAAAAGUUUUCAAAAAGGUCCGACUUGGAGAUUAUCAGUGGUUUUCAUAUAUUGAUAUCGAACAGCGUGUAGAAAAUCUCACUAAGGGCAUGCUUGAAAUAGGUUUGCAACCAAAAAAGCAGGUCGUUAUCUUUGCUGAAACAAGAGUAGAAUGGAUGCUUGUAUGUCAAGUUUGCUUUAGAAUUAAUGUUCCAGUGGCUACUUUGUAUGCUACGCUCGGCGAAGAUGGUAUUAUUCAUGGAAUUAAUGAAACUGAAGUCACACACAUAUUUACUUCGCAAGAAUUACUAGGAAAGCUAAAGAAAAUAUUAGGUAAAACACCAGCUAUAACCCACGUUGUGUAUAUGGAAAAUGUCAGACCUGUGGACACAUCUGGAUUUUCAGAAAAAGUUUCAGUCAUCUCAUUUUCUCAACUAGAAAAAAUGGGAGCUACUUGCGAUCCAAUUUCGAAGCCUGAUCCACCCACUCCAAAUGACCUAGCUGUAAUUAUGUACACUAGUGGAUCGACAGGUAUACCCAAAGGUGUGAUGUUGACUCACAAGAACAUGGUCACCACCGCUACAGGGCUUUUGGAUUGCAUUCCUGUUCUUGAGCCUGAUGAUAUGUACAUAGGCUAUUUACCAUUAGCUCAUGCAUUUGAAAUAGCAGCUGAAUGUUUCUUCUUUGUUAUGGGGGUUCCAUUUGGAUAUUCAUCACCUCAUACUAUGACAGAUAAGUCGACUGCAAUUAUGCCUGGCUGCAAAGGUGAUGCAUCUCUUCUGAAACCUACAAUUCUGACUGCAGUUCCUUUGAUGCUGGACAGAAUUAGGAAAGGUGUAACUGAAGUUACCAAUAGUAAAGGUCCGUUCGCGAAGGAGUUUUUCAAAUUUGCUAUGCAGUACAAAAAAUUCUGGUACAAGAAAGGCUUUAAUACACCUAUUUUAAACAGGUUAGUUUUCAAGAAAAUCAAAGAUAUGGUUGGAGGUAACGUUCGGAUAAUAGCUUGCGGAGGAGCGCCGCUUUCACCCGAUACCCAUGAUUUCAUACGUCUCUGUUUAGAUGUGAAGAUGAUCCAAGCGUACGGAAUGACGGAAACGGCUGCAAGUGCUACAAUCAUGUCUUUGGCAGACUGCAGUACCGGCCGAGUGGGAGCACCUUUGAGCAACUGUUACAUCAAGCUUGUUGACUGGACUGAAGGAAAUUAUCAUGCAACUGACAAACCAUAUCCAAGAGGAGAAAUCGUUAUUGGUGGAGACUGUGUUGCUCUAGGGUACUUCAAAAAUGAUUCUUUGACAAAAGAGAGUUUUAAAGAAGAGGAUGGCGUUAAAUGGUUUUAUACUGGAGACAUUGGAGAGAUGUAUCCCGAUGGAACUUUCAAAAUCAUAGACAGGAAAAAAGAUCUUGUAAAGCUGCAAUACGGUGAAUAUAUUUCUCUGGGAAAAGUGGAAGCAGAGUUGAAAACUUGUCCAUUAGUUGACAACAUUUGCGUCGUUGGAAACGGUUUGCAUGAUUAUCUCGUAGCUCUUGUUGUGCCUAAUAUUCAGCAAUUAAGGAAUCUCGCUGUCUCUUUGGGAAAACAGGAAUUGUCUAUUCAUGAAUUGUGUCAAGAUCCAUCUGUAAUUUCCAUCGUUUCUAAAGCAAUUACGGAGCAAGGUCAAAAAAGUAAACUCAUGCGAACUGAAAUUCCUACAAAAGUUAAGUUGGUCUCUGAAGAAUGGCAACCAGAAACUGGACUUGUAACGGCUGCAUUCAAAAUUCGUAGGAAAAUGAUUGAGCAGUUCUACAAGAAUUCAAUUGAAGAAAUGUACACUGCAGAACCAAAAAGUAGCUCGAAAUCUACGUGAUACUGCUUCAUCAUUACUUAUUGAACAUGUAACUGACAUUCAUCAUGGAAGAGAGUUUACAUAUUAACUAGUUUUUUACUCUUCUCAGUUCAUUACCAGCGGUUUUCAGAUGUAAACCUUUUUAAAGGGAGAAAUCUGUCUUUAGUAUUCUUGCCAUCUGAGCUCUCCAUUAAUUACAGCCCAGAGUUUCAUCUUAAACUUUGUGCAACCUGUUCCUUGUUACGAGUAAUAUCUCGGUUUGACAAGUAUAUUGAAAGUGCAAUUUGGUCUGUUAAUGUUCAAGAUUUCUACUUUAACACUUACAAGAACUACUUUUUAAACUAUGAUUUCCUUUAAUCUUCAAUGUUACUGUUUUGGUUUCUUGAAGUUCUCUUGUUUGUUACUCACAUGUAAUUUUUAAUUUCUAAAUUUUAUCUGUUAUAUUUAAUAUUUUAAUGCAUAUGUAGUUGUACAUUAUUUUUAAAACCUAAAACAGGUUCAACUUCCAAAGAUAUACAGAAUGAAAUGUAUUAUAGUGUAUUUAAAUUGUAUGAACAUCUGUAUCAGUGCUCAACUGUAAACAUGCGUGAAUUUUGUUAAUAAAAUACAUCUUAAGUA
Molecule: messenger RNA, 3060 nt
Organism: Stegodyphus dumicola
Lineage: Eukaryota; Metazoa; Arthropoda; Arachnida; Araneae; Eresidae
Product: long-chain-fatty-acid--CoA ligase 4-like
Biological process (GO): long-chain fatty acid metabolic process; neuron differentiation; long-chain fatty-acyl-CoA metabolic process
Cellular component (GO): plasma membrane; lipid droplet; endoplasmic reticulum
Molecular function (GO): palmitoyl-CoA ligase activity
Source: RefSeq, a predicted model, not a curated record